This is a messenger RNA of Leptomonas pyrrhocoris, 1877 nucleotides long. RefSeq names its product putative mitochondrial protein phosphatase 2C. The record is from RefSeq and is a predicted model, not a curated record. Gene Ontology annotation, molecular function: protein serine/threonine phosphatase activity. The coding region runs from base 111 to 1877 and encodes 588 amino acids. NCBI's taxonomy places the organism in Eukaryota, Euglenozoa, Kinetoplastea, Trypanosomatida, Trypanosomatidae. The transcript has a single exon. Gene Ontology annotation, biological process: protein dephosphorylation.
AGUUGCGCUCCUCUUCGUUUCUCUGCGUCUCCGUGAAGUGACACGGAAAAACGGAAAGGAGCAGGCUGCGUGGAGGGACGACUACGCACGGCAGCAGCGCACAUACGAUCAUGAAGUCUUUUCCCCUCCAGCACAAAAAAGUGCAGCGUCUGACGAUGCCGUACAUGCACGUCGGUACCUGCGAGAUCAUGAACCUCGCCACAAGCUACAACAUGGAUUCCUUUAACGUCUUCAAUCGCAAAAAUGUGACAUUUUACGACAAGCAACGCAACACCGCGUCGUCAAGCUCGGCGUCUGCAGGUGCGCUGGCACCAAGUUUUUUUGGCGAGAUGGUGGGCGGCGGCUUACUGGACAGUUACGCCGGCCGCGACGCGUCUACCUUCAUCAGCAACUACCUCUCCCGUGCGCUCAGCAUGCACACCGUCAUCCCGGCCGAGCUGCGCGCGCUGCGCAAGGAGGAUCCGGCAAACCCGUUGCUGGACCUCAUGAUGGCCGGCCUGCGGCGGCGCAGCGGCAUGGGCGUGGCGGACUUCACGAGCGUGAUGUCCGAGUGGGACUUCCAGCAGUACGCCAUGUACGCGGACUCAGCCUUCUUCAAUGCGUGCCACGUCCAUCGGCGUGCUUCGGACGCACAUCAAGAGGAGAAAGCGCACUUCACGAGUUCAGCCAGAAGGGACACACUAGAAGGGAGAGGAGGAGGAGACAACAGCGGUGAUCAAGAGCACGCGUCGAUUCCCGCCGAAGAGACGGGCUGCCGCGGCGUGUGGUUCAACGCCACAGUGGUGCCAAUGUCUGUGGAAGUGCAGCAACGCCGCGUCCUCGCCGAACAACGCCAGCAGCUGGCCCCUCCUCCACAGAAAACGUUGCUGUCCGCAGAGGCGGCAGAGGAACGACAGGUGCAGCUGCUUUUGGCACAAGCACCCUACUGCCUGGACGUGACGGUGGGGGCCGUGGGUAACUCGCGCGCCUUCGGGGUGGCGCGAAACCCUUUGACGGAGGGCAGUCGCAGUCUGCUGGACCCGUCGCGUGAACGCACCGUCCCACUCAGUGUCGACCACAACCCCCUGCGUACCGCCGAGUACCGUCGCAUCAUUCAAGCCGGCGGUCAAGUCGACUCCGCGGUCGGCGACGUCAUCGACGGCAACCCGUUUAUGAACGUGUCCCGCAGCUUUGGUCACUGGUCCAUGAAGAACAACGCACAGCGGUCGCCGGUGCAGCAGAAGAUGAUCGCGCUGCCCACCGUCAAGACGUGGCGAAUGUUGGAGGGAGAUGCGCUGGUGCUGUGCAACCACGCCGUAUUUGAGACGCGACACCAGGAGGACAGCAGCAUGGACGAGUUGGCGAAGCUUGUUGGGCGGGGUCUCUCCGCGGGGUUGCCGGUGGAGGCGAUGGCCGCCUCGCUGUGCGACUUCGCCGUCCGAUUCGGGUCGGAGCAUUCGUUGCAGGUGAUGGUGGCCGUGGCGACGAAGCCGGAGGACGGCGGUGCGGCAGCGAGCGGCCCGGAGUACCCCACGUUUGUGGAGUCGAUCGAACCCGGGCCGCUCUACGUCGGCGCCUGUCUGCAGUUCCCCGAGCUGCAGCACGCCCUGGAGCUAGACUGCGCUCGCUGCGGCGUGACCUUGGCGACGUUGAUCCGUGAGCGGUGGCGACGUGUGCGGGACCUGCUCCCGCUGCGGCACCGUCUAUCACUUCUCCCUUUUUACGGCAAAGAGUGCGGUGUGCUGCAGCAGGUCAUGGAGGAAGAGGCGAGCUUCUUUGCGGAGGACGCGCUGCAAAAGGCGACCGAUCCGAUGGACCCGCAGCUGGAUGACGUCUUUCGGACAUUAGCGAAGCGACUCAAGACCAGAGUGAAGCGAGGUGGAGUCGCACAGAACUGA